AUGUCCACUCUCGAAAGGAGAGCCCUUGAUUUAAUGUUGAGAAUUGAAGAGGCACGUCGAUGGAUUCAAUACAUGAUAUCAUCAUCAUCAUCAUCAGCAUCACCACCACCACCACCACCACCACUGACAACAUCUUCACAACAACAGUUACCAGCAGUUGUUACUCUGUCCAACAACAACAGCAACAACACCACCACCACUCCAUCAUCUUUCAAUCAUGACAACAAUAACACCACCACCAAUAAUAAUAAUAACUCCACCACCACCACUCUGAACACCACCACAACAACACCCUUCUUCUUCUUCUUCCCUCCCAAUGUACUUUGUUUUGCCAAUUAUUUACGAGAUGGUGUCAUUCUCGCUCAAUUAGGUAAAAUUCUCUCUCCUUCUUCAGUGACUAAAAUUCAUCAACACAAAAAGGGAAGUCUCUUACAAAUAUUAGCUAUUGAAAAUAUCAAUCAAUUUUUCAAAGCAUGUCAAGAGAUUGGAUUUCCCAAUGGAUACAUGUUUCAAAUCAAUGACUUGUGGGAAUAUAAAAAUAUAUUCAAAGUUGUUCAGACCAUUCAUUCACUUUCCUUGUAUUUGAGUAGUCAACGACAUCGAUUUGGAUUCGAAGGGAUUACUUCCAUUCAUUAUCGAUUUAAAUCGAACGAGGAUCAGAGUCAGAAGGAGGAUGAAGAGGAGCAUGAGGAGGAGCGAAGAGAGCAUGUUGUGGUUCCGAGCAAUAGUAUGGUCACUCUGACCACCACCAAUACUACUACCAAUACUACUACCAAUACUACUACCAAUACUACUACCAAUACCACCACUCCCACUUCUUUGACCACCACCAAUACUAGUACCACUCCAACAUUGGAGGUGUUCAAUCAUGUGCAUUCCAUUCUUCACUACACUGAUGAAGAUGUUAAAAUUAAUAUGGAACAUUUAGAGAAAUUGAAUGAUGCGAGUAGAAACUAUUAUUCAUCAUCCUUACUGAAGAGUAUGAUUCAUAAAUUGAACAAUAGUAGUAGUACUACUACUACUAUCACUCAUUCAAAUACUAGUAUUGGUAGUAGUAUUGGUAGUAGUAAUUGUACAUUGGAUCAUUCCAACAACAACAACAACAACAAAUGGAAAAACACAACUACUACCACCACCACAAAAACAAACCAAGUGUCAGCAACAACAACAACAACAUUAAAAUCCUCCUCCUCCUCCUCUUCCUCACAACAACAACAACAACCACCCUCUGCAACCACCAACACCAACACCACUUCUACACUUUCAUCAACCACUACCAACACCAACACCACCACUCACCUUAAUGCUACUUCCUCUUCUUCUUCAACUACUACGAUCUCUCUUACCAAUAACAAUAACAAUAACAACAACAACACAAAUACCACUACACCAUCUUCAUUGAGUCAACAACUCUCUCCAAUGGAUGGUCACAGUGGUGGUGUAGUGAUACCAAUUGGUAUCGAUGAUGAUGAUGAAACAAGUACUUGUUCAAGUCAAUCCAAUACAUCUUCACUCUCUGCCAUCAUUUCACCCUAUACAGUGGAUAUUGAUAUGUGUUGUAUUGAUGAAAAUUAUGGAUGUGGAAAAUAUUUAUUCAUGUUGUCGUCAUCGUCAUUGUCAUCUUCAUACGAUCAGAAUCAAUCAUCGACGAUGACUCCAUUUCAUGCAGGUCAAGAAUAUGCAUUUCGAUUGAUUGCCAAAGAUUCUGAAGGAGAGAGAAUUGAAAUUGGUGGAGAGACAUUUGUUGUGAAAUUAUUUUAUAAUCAUCAUCAUCAUGAUUGUGCUCAGAAUAUUAAUAGUAAUAGUAAUAAUAGUAGUAAUAGUAGUAGUAAUGGCAAUGGAAAUGUAGUAUCCCCUCUUCUGGUGGAAUCCUCCUCUUCCAAUAAUACUCGCACUUCUUCUUUGGAUCCCAUUGAACAAAUGUUCUCAGAAAUCAUUCAACUCUUAGAAGAUCCAACACUCGUAGUAGUAGGGAACAAUCCAAUUCCAUCCAAUGGAUCUCAUGAACCAUCAACACCACCACCACCACUACCAUCAAUGACGUCCAAUACUACUAUGAAUACUACUACUAUGAAUACUACUACUAUGAAUACUACUACUAUGAAUACUACUACUAUGAAUACUACUACUAUGAAUACUACUUCAUCAUUUAAGGAUUCUUCUCUCUUCAUUCAAAUUCCAACACUCACAGCUGUCAACAGGAUGAGAAGUGCCAGUCGAAUUGGACCAAAUAUGAGCAGUCCAACCACUUCCACCUUUUCACCACGCAAGUCAUUCCUAUUAUCAUCAUCAUUAUCAAACACUACUACUCCUCAAAUGUCCAUUCUUCUCAAUUCCAAUACUAUGAAUACCACCACCACCAACACCACCACUACUCCUACUUUUGACAACAAUACCAACACCACCACACCAAUCACAACAACAACACGCAAGUUAGUGAUCGAAGGAAAAGUGGAAGAUUUACAUAACGGUCUUUAUCAAGUCACAUUCACACCUACCAAAUCUGGAAUUUAUUCACUUGAAAUUUAUCUAGUCACGGAUGCAUCUGAAAAUUCUUCGACGAGCUCAAAUUCACCACAAUUAUUAUCCAUCACCACCAAUCCAUCCACAACAACAACUACAAGUAUCACUCCCACCACCACCACCAACACGAUUCAUUCUUCUUCAUUGACACUACAACUUGUUAAAUGUUGUCCUCUCUCUAUUCAUGUUCAAUCAAGUCCAUAUUCAGAUCCAUCCAAUUGUUUAGUCUGUGGUAGAGGUAUUGAGAGUAGUGUUGCAGGUGUGGAAUCUGUAUUUUAUUUGUAUUCAAGAGAUAAAUUUGGAAAUCGAGGAUUAGGAAAUGAAAAAUUUAAGGCUCAAUUGAUCAUGUUAAGUAGUAGUACCAAUACCAAUACCAGUGAAGAGGGAAACAGAAAUAACAAUUCAAAUAACAUAAUUCCAUGUCAAUGCAAAGAUUAUCAAAAUGGUAUCUAUGAAUUUAAAUAUUCAUGUCCAAUGAGUGGAAUCUAUCGAUUGACCAUUUCACUGAUUCAACAAGAAGAACACAUUGUGAAAAUUCGAACCAUUCGAGUCCUUUCAUCCACAACCUCCACAACCUCCACAACAACAACCUCCACAACAACACUUCCAACAUUCUUUGAAAAUUCACAAUCACCAACAACCAUUCAUCCAUCAUCUCGAGGUUGUGGUAUUAUUCCUAAUAUUCCCAAUACUACUAUUAUUUCUAAUACUACUAUCACUCCUACUGGUACUCCUACUGAUACUCCUACUACUUCCACCAAUCCUACUUCCACUCGUAUGAAUUAUUUCAUUGAAAGUUUCAUGAGUGAUCAUGUAAUGGUCAUGGUCAAAGAUGUUGGACAGAGUGAUGCUAGCAAGUGUGAAAUUAUUACUCCUAUUCAAUCAUUGUAUAGAGCUAGCUCUGAAUUGCAAUCUUUUAUCAUUCAAGCAAGAGAUCGACAUGGUAAUAGGAGAUCAUCAGGUGGAGAAUUAUUCAAAGUCUAUUGGAUUGAUCAAUUAAAAGAAUCAUCCUCUCAACCACAGCAAUCUCAACCACAUCAUCAUCAACAACAAGAAUUAUUAGAAUUGAUCGAUCACAACGAUGGAACUUAUCAAGUCACAUUUAGUAUUUCACAUGCCUCUAGAUAUGAAUUAAUUGUAUAUUUAAAUGAGAAUUUGGUGUGUCAAAGGAGUGUCAUUGUGGUGGAUAGUGGUCAUUUAGAUCCGACUCAAUGUAAAUUAAUUCAAGUCAAAUCUAAUCAUCAUGAUGAUGAUGGUUGUGAUAUUCUCAAUAAGAAUCUUUUGAUUCAUAACAUAGAUAGUAUGAAUAAUAAUAUUCAUCCUAGUACCACUACUACGACGACUACUACUACUACGAUGAACAACAUGAUGUGGACGAGUGUGGCUGGUCAAUGUAUGGAUUUUAUCAUUGAAUUAUGUGAUGAAUUUGGAAAUAAGCUCAUUCAAAAUGAUCCUAUCGAUUACAGUGGAUGUUUUAGUGUGGUAUUGACAUCCAAAACCACUCUAGAACAAUAUGAUCUUGAUCAUGGUGCACCAUGUAUUAGCAAUAGUAGUACUAGUAGUAGUAGCAGUAGCAAUAAUUAUAAUAAUAACAACAGUACAAGUAGUACUACUAUGACUAGUACUAGUACUACUACUAUAAGUACUACUUCUAUGGACACUAUCCAUCAUCAUUCUAGAAAUCCGUGUCCAUGGACAAUGAAAUGCAUUCAAAUCGAUACUUGUCAUGUUCAAAUUUCAAUCAUUGGUACAUUGGCUGAUAUCUAUACCAUGGAAGUCAUUUAUUCAGAAGAAGAAGAAAUUCACACUGAAGAGGAUCGAUCUAUAACCACCACCACAACAACAAGCACUCUGACCACCACCACCACCACCACCACCACUCCUAAUCAUUCAACUCAUCGAUUUACCAUUCAUGGAUUUCCAUGUGAUUGGACUGUUUUACCUUCUAGUCAACACAUUCAUGAUAUUCAAUUAUCAGGUGAAUGUUUGAAAUGUUGCAUUCAACAUGAAAAAUCUACAUUCCACAUGAUCUUGAAAGAUAUUUAUGGAAAUAUCACAGGUGUACCUCAAUCACAGACUUGUCAUGUUGAAUUGGUACAGGAGAUGAGAAGAAUUCAAGAAAAUAAUUCUUCAUCCAAUGAUUCAUGCAUGCAUGUUGUUGUUCCAUGUUCAGUAGUAGAGUGUGUGGUGGUUCCAAAUGGAAUGGAUGAUGAUGGAUGGAUGAUGAUGGAUGGUAUGGUCCAUCAAAAACCAUCACCAUCACCACCACCAUCACUACUGCCAUCAUCACUUGUCUCUCAUCACCAAGGAGGUAGAUAUUAUUUGGCUCAUUUCACACCCACUCAUUCUGGAACAUUUCAUAUUAAGGUCAAGAUUGGAGAUUCCAUGUUGUGGCCACAUGUUUCAUCCAUUUUCAUUCAACCACGUAUUCUUCCAAUCAUUAGUGAUGGUAGUAAUAACAAUAGUUAUAGCAAUAGCAAUAGUAGUAGUAGUAGUAGUUCGACUCUGGUUGACUCUCAACAGGUCUUGAUUAAGAGUAGCAACAAUUACAACAACACGAUCAUCAAUUCAACAACGAGUACCACUGGUUUGGACAUGACAACAAGUGUUAUGACUCCCUCUUCAACUCUUUCAAAGGAUUCAUCAGUCAUCACAUCAUCCACUAGCACCACAUUAUCAUCAUCUUCAUCAUCAUUGACAACAACAACAACAACAACUCAAACCAACCAUUCAAUCAUGUCUUCACUUUCUUCAUUUUCAGAUCGUGAUUUAUUAGUGAGUAUAGGUUCAGCACUCUCUCUUGAAAGUGAAGAUGAAACAUUAAAUGAAGAAAUGAAUUUAUUACGAAAUCAAUUAGUGAAACAAAUUAAGAAUAAUACACGAAUUGAAAAACAAGUCAGAGAUAUUGAAAGAAGAAUUCAACUCUUAAUGAAUAAUCAAGCAAAAUUGGAACAAGUUUUACAAACGAAGGGUGGAUUGGUGAGAUUUAUCAUUUCACGAAAGAGAUCGAGUGAAAGUGCACUUGGAGGUCAUUCACUACCAACACUACAAGUACUAACACCACUACAAGUACCAACACCAACACCAUCACGUGAGACCCAUGAGAUGACCAUGUAUACAACAGGUACUACUACUACUACUUUAUUGGAGGAUUCGAAGAAUAAUACAAACUCUUCAACGACGAGUACUACUCUUGCUUCUACCACCAACACUACUUCUACUACAACGAGUACUACUCCUCCUCCUCCUCCGAAUAGUAAUAGUAAUACUCAUCUCCUCUCUCAAGAAGGUGCCUGUACACUCUUCUAUUCUCAUUUAUUUUACAUUUUACAAACAGAACCCAUUUAUUUGAGUCGUCUCUUGUACAUGGUACCUUCGGACAAAUUGGAUACCUUUUUAGAGUCAGUCAUUUUAUCCUUAUAUGGUUAUGCUUUUAGUGCCCGUGAAGAAUAUUUAUUGUUGCGAUUAUUCAAUCACACCUUACAGAUGGAAUUGGAUCAUUCCUCAAAAGUGAGUUCCUUUCUCUCCUCGAAUCCUGUUCUUCCUAAAAUGAUUCUCACUUAUGGACGUCGAAUUGAAGGUAAACGUUUUUUACAGAAAUAUCUCUUUGAACCAUUCAUUGCACCUCUUUUGGAAGAAAAAGAUUUAACACUCGAAUUGAAUGCUGUUAAAAUAUUGAAAGAACACAUUUCAAAACAAGAAGUUGAGACUGGUGUGAAAUGUGGAAUUAAUUUACGUGAAAUUACCUAUGAAAAAGCCAUUCAACAUGAUUUUAUUCGACGCAUUGUUGAGAAUCGUGUUCGUAAAUUGAGUGACAUUUGUUCGAAUAUUUUGAGAGGAUUGUGUGAACAUGUUCAACAGGUACCUUAUGGACUUCGAUGGAUUUCUAAACAAUUUAAUACUCUUUUAGAAGAACAAGUUCCACAUUCAACACCCAUUCAACGUGCCAGUGUGAUUGGUUAUUUAAUUUAUUAUCGAUUUUGUAAUCCAUCGAUUGUGGCAUGUGAUGCAUUUUUAUUGACACGAAAAAAAAUUUCUCUUUCCAUGCGUAAUAAUUUGGUGAAUAUUUCCAAAGUAUUAACAAAUUUAACGAAUAAUGUCUUGUUUGAUAGCAAAGUAGAACAACCCAUGGUCGUUAUGAAUCAAUGGAUCAAAGAUCAUCAACAAUAUUAUAUGGAUCAUUUCAUUACUCCAUUGAUUGAUGUGGAAGAUCCUGAAGAGGCACUUGGAGUUCAUCAAUAUUUGGAAUUGACUCAACGUCAAACUCCUUCCAUUACCAUUAGUGUGAAUGAUUUGAUACAAACUCAUCAAUUGUUGUGGACUUUUAGGGAUCAAAUUUGUUCAAGUCCAUGUGGUGGUGGUCAGAGUGGUAGUGCUAGUGGUGGUAGUGGUCAUCUUUCAGGUGGUAGUGGCAUUUCAAGUGAGAGUAUUGGUAGCAGUGGUAAUAGUAGUAGUGAUAAUGGUAAUAGUAGUAGUAGUGGUAGUGGCAAUGUGGAUCCAUUGAGAGUUCAAUUGAAUCUAUUGGGAGAUCCAACACCCAUUCAACAUUCCAUUGUGAUGAAUCUCUUGUGGACUCAUCAACGCAACAAUAGUUUGUCUUCAAGUCAACAACAUCCCUCAUCAAGUUCCAUCAUCACCUCCUCCAUCACCUCCUCAUGGUUACCCUCCUUUCACACUCAACAAACUCACAAAGAGAAUCCCACUACGACUCAUCAUCACAAAGAGAAUCUCUUCUCUUCUUCUCUACCACCUUCUUCACCUGUGCAUUUGUCUGUGUCCACACCACCACCACCACCACCACCACUAAUACCACCACCACUGCAGCAGCAGCUAUCAUCCUCCACAGUGUUCAACAAUAACCACCAUCACUCUCAUCACUACCACAACAACAAUUUCAACAAUAACCACCAUCACUCUCAUCACUCUCAACAAUUACAUUCAUCCUCUUCUUCAGGAGGACUAAUGUCAGAAGAAAUUCAAUUGAAACUCAUUGUACCAUCCUCUCAAUUGGAUCAAUAUGAACAAGAUUCUACCAUUUUAGAAUCACCUCAGUAUAUUUAUGAGAGAUCCAAAAAUAAUUUGAAAUCUAUUAUAAGAAAUGUGACUAGUGACCAUUUGAUUGUCGAUUCCAUGAGUGAAACAUUACACAAUUGUGAAGAAUAUUUUAAGAAGAGAAUGUCUGCGAGUAUGAGUAGUGACAUGACCACCACUCUCAGUGAAGAAAAGGCAAGAAAAUUGUUCAACAAAGUACAAGAUUUGAAACGAGAUUUGAUGAAAUUAGAAGAAUUGAAAAUACUUGUUCCCAAAGAAACGACUACCAAAUAUAGAAAGUUACUCAUGGACAUUAUUAAGGAAAUCCAAAACAAAAAAUACAUGAGAGAAAAACAAAGAAGAGAAAUUCAACGAUUACAAGAUUCUCUCACUCAACUCACAGAACACUAUCAAUUCUUGAUUGAGAAAACAAAAUCACUUCGAGAAUUUAUUGAUGAUUGCAGAAAGAGACAAUACGAAACAGAUCUCAAAAAUAAGAAGAAAAAGAAUACGAUUUACAAAUUCACAUACAAACAAUUGCAUGAUAAGAAUAAGGUGAUUCAUGAGAUGCAUCAUUUACACAAAACGAAAAUGACUUUUUAUAUUGCCAUGAAAGAACCAGGUGUAUUUCGUGUGGAAUCGAAAUUAGAUCAAACCACAGUGGGACAUUUUACACUCAUCAUUGAUGCACUUUUAGAUGCACAGGAAAAGGGUCAACAUUUAUUGAGUGUUGAUGACUUGAUGAAAGAGUAUGUCAAUCAUUCACAACAACAGAAUCAUGCAUCUUCAGCAUCACCACUACUACCUCAGUCAUUGGCAUCAUCCACAACAUCCUCUUCAACAUCGACUUCUUCAUCCUCAUUGAUCACCACAGCAUCAGCAACAACCAGCACCACCACCAGCACUACCACUCAUGAACACGAAGCAGAAUCUUCUCAUGGUGGCAGCCAUUCUGCAUCAUCACCACGACAUUUGAAAAUUAUUCUUAAUGUGGAUAAUACUCUGAAUGUGUUGAAUAAGCUCUUUGCAACAACAAGUAAUCAUUGA
Molecule: messenger RNA, 8601 nt
Organism: Naegleria fowleri
Lineage: Eukaryota; Heterolobosea; Eutetramitea; Acrasida; Naegleriidae
Exons: 1
Coding region: 1-8601 (2866 amino acids)
Biological process (GO): regulation of GTPase activity; regulation of actin cytoskeleton organization
Cellular component (GO): cytoplasm
Molecular function (GO): actin filament binding; calmodulin binding; GTPase activator activity
Source: RefSeq, a predicted model, not a curated record